Molecule: messenger RNA, 405 nt
Organism: Fomitiporia mediterranea MF3/22
Lineage: Eukaryota; Fungi; Basidiomycota; Agaricomycetes; Hymenochaetales; Hymenochaetaceae
Exons: 4
Coding region: 1-405 (134 amino acids)
Source: RefSeq, a predicted model, not a curated record
AUGGAAACCGCAAGUCGCAAGCAGACCUCGAUCGCGUGGAAGCGGAAGAAUCAGGAAGUAAACCGGAACCAGAAAGCAAAAGCCACGGGUGUUACCUUCUAUCGUUUCAUUUCCCAUUCCCUCCCGCUGCUGCUGCGCGUGUGGAGCUCAAGUAAGAAACAAGAGUCAUGCGCCGACCCGGUCUCCCAGUCUCUGUACGACGGUCUUCGGCGCGAAAACGAGGCGCAUGAGCACGAGACGAGCACGAGACAAGACAAGACCAAUCAACCCAGUAAACCGACCAAGAAUGAAUUAGAGGGCCAUACUUCCGUAGCUUCUAUAGACCUGAAAGCAAGACCCGUGCCAGACGAGCGUCCCGGAAUCGAAUUCCGAGUCCCGAGUCCCGACUUCUUCCCUUCAUCCUGA